Boleophthalmus pectinirostris (great blue-spotted mudskipper) is the source of this 7211-nucleotide messenger RNA. RefSeq names its product microtubule-associated protein 1B (gene map1b). Gene Ontology annotation, biological process: axonogenesis; microtubule cytoskeleton organization; dendrite development. Gene Ontology annotation, molecular function: actin binding; microtubule binding. The record is from RefSeq and is a predicted model, not a curated record. Bases 151 to 5982 code for a protein of 1943 amino acids. NCBI's taxonomy places the organism in Eukaryota, Metazoa, Chordata, Actinopteri, Gobiiformes, Gobiidae. Gene Ontology annotation, cellular component: dendrite; neuronal cell body; synapse. The transcript has 7 exons.
UGACACACUGUCUGCCGGUAUAAAAGGCUAGAGCCACUCCUAUCAGCCUCUUGAGUGUGGUCCCUGCUUGAGAGCAUAGAUUUGAGAGGAGGGAGGAGGCUGUCGCUGCUAACGCUACUGCUGCUGUCAGGCUACACAGAGCACGGGGAGAUGGCUACCCUGGUACAGUCCGCAGAUGCGAUGGAGAAUUUGUACACCCCAAGCAACAUCGGAACCACGCCGACAUCCUCAUGUCCCUCACAACAUUUCAAUGACAGCAAAUUUUACUUGCUCGUGGUGAUCGGGGAAGUAGUCACUGAGGAGCAUCUGAAGUGUGCUAUUGCGGACAUAGAGAAAGGGAUCCGGUCAUGGGACACCAACCUUAUUGACUGCAACCUGGACCAGGAACUCAAGCUGUUUGUCUCGCGGCACUCAGCUCGUUUUUCUGCAGAUGUCAGAGGGCAGAGAAUCCUUCAUCAUAAAAGCAAUGCCCUGGAAACAGUGGUGCUCAUCAACCCUUCGGAUGAAGCGGUCAGCACUGAGGUUCGUUUGAUGAUUUCAGAUACAUCUAAGCACAAGCUUCUUGUUCUCUCGGGACAGUGCUCAGAAAACACUGGGGAGCUUAUUCUUCAGUCUGGAUCAUUCUCUUUUUACAACUUCAUUGACAUUUUCACUGACCAAGAAAUUGGCGAGCUCCUCAGCACUAUUCACCCAGCAAACAAAGCAAACCUUACACUUUCCUGUCCAGAUCAGGGUGACUGGAAAAACUCCAACCUGGACAAACACAAUCUACAAGACUUUAUUAACAUGAAAUUAAAUUCUGUGCUCAUACUUCCAGAAAUGGAGGGUCUCUCAGAGUUCACAGAAUAUUUAUUUGAAUCUGUCGAGAUCCCAGCACCUUUUGACUUGUUAGAGCCACCAACAUCAGGUGGCUUUUUGAAGCUUUCCAAACCAUGCUGCUACAUAUUUCCUGGAGGUCGAGGUGACUCAGCUCUUUUUGCUGUAAAUGGCUUUAACAUGCUCAUUAAUGGUGGCUCAGACAGAAAAUCAUGCUUUUGGAAACUUGUUAGACAUCUGGACAGGGUUGACUCGAUUCUUCUGACUCAUAUUGGAGAUGAUAACCUACCGGGGAUUAACAGUAUGCUACAGAGGAAAAUGGCAGAGAUUGAAGAAGAACAAUCACAAGGAUCCACAGCAAACAGUGACUGGACAAAUAACAUGAUUUCACCUGAUAUUGGUGUUGUGUUUGUAAAUCUGCCGGAAAACCUGAAUAAUGCUGAACCAAACUCCAGAAUGCGCAGGACUCUUGAUGAAAUUGCAAUGACACAGCAAUUACUUGCAAAACUGAAUUUGAGAGUUGAGUCUUUACAAAGACCUGUCGGAAACAUAAUUGAGCCAGUCAUACUAUUCCAAAAAAUGGGAGUUGGAAAACUUGAGAUGUAUGUGCUGAAUCCAGCAAAAAACAGCAAAGAGAUGCAAUACUUUCUGAAACACUGGAAAGGCACUGAAAAGGACACCACAUCAAUUCUCUUACCAAAUGGUAAAGAAUCUGAGUACCCGGUUUCAUAUUUGACAUCAAUUUCCUCUCUCAUUGUGUGGCACCCGGCAAACCCUUCUGAUAAGGUUGUACGUGUUCUCUUCCCUGGUAAUGCCACCCAGCAACACAUCCUUGAAGGUCUAGAAAAGCUGAAGCACUUGGACUUUUUAAAGCAACCAAUUGUAACUCAAAAAGGAAUGGCUUCUAGUGUACCCUCAACACCUACUCUUAAGCAAACUAAAAUGAAACAUAGGGCAGACAGCAAGGAAAGCUUAAAGUCUAGUGCAAAACCAUCACCAGUUAAGACAGGAAGGAAAGAGUCUAAAGAGGAAACUCCUGAGAAAGCCAAAACAGAUGCGGAAUCAUUGUUUGAAAAAACACACAAGAUUGAGAAAAAAGACAAGGUUGUAAUCAAGAAAGAAAAAGUAAAGGGUUCUGAAAUAGAAGCAAAGGUAGAAUCACCAGCUAAAACGGAUGCCCCUGAAAAGAAGAAAUCUGAGAUUAAACCUAAAACAGAGAAGGUCCCCAAGAAGGAACCCAAAAAGUCACUUGAAAAUAAGAAAGAUACCAAAAAGGAAUCAGUAAAAAAGGAUGACGUUCCAAAACCAGCUAAGAAAAUAAUCAAAAAGGACAUCAAGAAAGACUUGACAAUGAGCGAGGACAAGAAAGAACAAAAGAAAGAUCUGAAGAAACCCUCCAAAGAUAUAAAAAAGAAUACAGCAGAGGGAAAGAAUAUAGUAUCAAAACCAAAAACACAGAAAAAAGAGACAGGGACACAAUCCAAACUGAAGGAAAAGAGCAAAUCAAAGGUGGCAAAGAAAGAGUCCAGUACAACCAGUAGCAAAGCAGAAGACAUUACAGCUACAGUCGCUGAAGAUCCAGAAGUAGAGAGGUCACUGAUGUCCUCACCAGAAGACCUAACUAAAGACUUUGAGGAACUCAAGGCAGAGCUGCUAACUGAAGAUGAAGCUACAGUUCAAGUACAUCUUAAAGAGGUGAUACAAAGAGAGAAUGUAACACAAACCAAAGAGUCACUGGCAGCAUUAGGAAGUGUGGAUGAAGGUAUCACCUCGACUGAAGUUGAAGAAGACAGUGGUGUAUCUCCAGAAGAACAAAUAAUUAAAGACAGAAUGAGUGAAAUGUUUGAAGAUGAGGGAACAUGUGUGAAAGGGACAUCUGAGGGAGGAGAUUUUGAGGAGAAACUUAACAUCGGAGAAGUUUGUGAAUCACAAAAAGAAGAAAUAAACAACCAAAAGCCAGCUAUACCCCAAGAUGAAGACUCUGAAUAUCCUAAAGAGAAAUGUGAAAAUACUAAAGAUGGUAGUGAUUUGACCAAUAAAAAUGUAGAGAUUCUGCCUUUGGAGGUCGUAGAUGUAGAACAACAGUUAGCACCAGUUUCACAAAAGGUUUCUUCACCAGUUUCCCCAGCAGCAUCUAUCAAUGAUGAAAUGGUCCCAACUGGCUUUGAGAACUCAGCUUCAGAUGAUGAAAACAGGGAUGAACAACCAGAAGAUUUCACUGUUACAUCGGGACUUACUCAGUCCACAAUUGAGAUCUCAAGUGUUCCUACUCCCUUGGAUGACAUGUCAACUCCUAAAGACAUAAUGAGUGAUGAAACUGCUAAUGAUGACUCACCCACACAGGAUGCUGUAAUCCUGGAAACAUCACAAUCUGAAGAGGCUGACAAACCGAAACUCUCCCCUGUUAAAAGUGAGCCUGAAUGCAAAAAAUCCCUUAGCGAUGCCACUGAAGGACAUGAUUAUAAUGUCUCUGCUUCAACAAUAUCACCAUGUUCAUUAUUAGAAGAUGAUAAAUUUAUAAAAGACUUUGAAAACAAAACUGAAUGCUUUGUUUCAGUACAAUACGAGUCCAGUGAUCAAGAUAAUGAUAGACCAGGUGAAGCCCAGUCCUCUUUGUCCCCUUUCAUACGAUCCCCCUCAGUGGAAAGCAAGCAAAAUAAAGUUGAAAGUUCUUCAAAUUUUGCAGCUCCAAUAGAACUUUCAACUACACUGACAAAAACAAGUCCAGAGGACAAAACUGUAGAAGGGUCAUCCUCUCCUCAAUCCUCUGGUCACACACCUUACUAUCAGUCUCCAGUUGAUGAGAAAGCAGAUUCUCUUCCACUAGUUAGUGAAGAGGGUGGAAUGCAGGGUCCUGUUAUUGUAGAGGUCACGAGUGAUCUUGAGGAUUCCUCGAAUAAAGUUACUCUAGAACAUGAUGAACCACGACAAUUAGAGUCUACUGAGAAUGUGGCAUGUACUCCACAAAACAUACCUCAAAUGUUUCAACCAAAAGAUAUCAAGGAUGCAACACCAGUUCUAAUUGGACAAAAGAAAAAUGGAGAGCAUCCCCCAUGCACAUUUUCCUCAUCAAUAUAUCGGCAUGAAACAGACAAUAAUAAUUGUACAACAUUUAAAGAGGAAAGUAAAAUGUCUAUUUCUGAAGGGACAACAUCUGAUAAGUCAGGCACUCCUUUGGAGGAAGUGGUAGCAGAAGAUACAUUCUCUCAUUUGGCUUCAGCCUCAACAGCUUCAUUAGCCACAAGCUCCCUCCCAGAGCCCACCACUGACUCUCCUUCACUCCAUGCAGAAGUUGGUUCUCCACAUUCAACCGAAGUAGAUGAUUCACUGUCAGUUUCUGUGGUUCAGACCCCAACUACUUUUCAUGAAGCUGAAGGUUCUCCGACUAAAGAAGAUAGCCCUAGACCAAUGUCUAUUUCUCCAGACAUUUCACCAAAGGCUAAAAACCAAACACAUCUGGAUACAAGAUCACCAGAGCACUCAACUAUGUCUGCUGAUGUUGGCCAGGACUCACCUGAUCAUUCACUUGCUUUGGACUUUAGCAAGCAGUCACCAGAGCAUCCAUCACUUGGAAGUGGCUCUCAUGCUACAGAGAAUGGCCCGACUGAGAUUGAAUACAGUCCAGACAAAAAAGAUAUCAAGUCACCAGGGGAGAAACCAGUACUUUUUGAAGAAUGUGAUGCUCGUACAACCUCUGCUACACCCUCAGAUGCCUCUCAGUCCACUCCCUCUGUUACUACUCCUUGUCAGUUGGCAGAUUUGACACAAGAUGUGACUGAAAAGAUAGAUAGGUCUGUAGAUGUACCAAAGAUAGCAUCUAUGAACAUAUUAAAUGAACCACCUUCAUUGUUAGAAGAUCCAUCAGCUAAAGACAACCUCAGCCUUGGGACAUCUUUCAUAAAGACAGAUAGUCAAGAGAAGGAUAACUGUCCCAAAAUGCCAUCUCCAUUGGAGAAUAGUACAUUAGAAAACCUUUCACCAUCAAAAGAAUUGGACAGAAUGCCUCCUUCUGUGCAAAAAAAUCCUUCUCCCCCUAAUCUUCCUCUUACAUUUGACCAGAGUAUUUGCAAUGUUCCUUGUGGCUCUAAGGACCCAGCUACCAACAGGCAAAGUCCUUGUGGUGCAUCUAAAACAGAUGUUGAUCUCUGCUUGGUCGCAUCAUGUGAGUACCGCCAUCCAAAGACAGAACUGUCCCCAUCUUUCAUGAACCCAAAUCCUCUGGAAUAUUUUAUCAGUGAAGAACGCACAUUUGAGGAAGAAAAGCCUCUGGCCAAAUCUGGAGGUGGUUCCCGACCUCCAGGAGGGAAGAUGUCUUCUAAGCAGUGUGAAGAGACCCCACCCACAUCCAUCAGUGAAUCUGCACCCUCGCAGACAGAUUCUGAUGUGCCCCCCGGGACAGAGGAGUGUCCCUCAAUCACUGCAGAUGCUAACAUAGACUCUGAAGAUGAUUCUGAAACGCUGCCUACUGACAGGACCCUGACGUACAGACAUGUAGACCCCCCUCCUAUGGCACUCAAGGACUCGGCUCCAUCUCCUGGGCACCAUGAUGUGUGUAUGGUGGAUCCAGACACUUUUAAGGCUGAAGAAAAUUCCAACACAGAUGGGAGUGAAAAGUCCAAAAAGAAAAAGCUUUCAAAAAAAUUUACACCUGUGAGUAAGCCUGUGGCUCCAAAGGCCAAGGACACAAAGACUGUAUUGCACAAGAAAAGUACAGGCGAAGGAAAGGACGCCAAAAAUGCAACCAAUACUUCGGCUUCAAGAGGUGUAAAAAGUGCCACUGGAAAUGGAAAAGGAUCGAGUGGAGCUCUGCCCAGCUGCCCACCAAUGUAUAUGGAUUUGGUAUACAUCCCUAAUCAUUGCAGUGCCAAGAAUGUAAAUGCUGAAUUCUUCAAGAGUGUGCGAUCCUCAUACUAUGUUAUCAGUGGCAACAACCAGACUGCUCAAGAGCCCAGCAAGGCUGUCCUUGAUGCUCUGCUAGAGGGAAAGUCCCAUUGGGAACACAAUAUGCAGGUUACUCUAAUUCCAACACAUGACACUGAUGUCCUGAGGGAGUGGUAUCAGGAAACCCAUGACAAACAACAGGAACUGAACAUCAUGGUUCUGGCUAGCAGCAGCACUGUUGUCAUGCAAGAUGAGUCUUUUCCAGCAUGUAAAAUAGAAAUGUAGGAUUUUUACUGAAGGUUUAUGUAUGAAGAGGCAACACUGAAACCUUAAGGUACAGCUAAAUUAACUAAAAACUGUAAGAUGUUAUCCCUUUUCUCAAACGUGUGGAGUCAGUUAACUCUAAAUCAACUAUUUGAUGCAAAUCAUGAUUGAUAUUUGAUUUUAGAUAAUUUUUCAUAUUUAAGUAUUAUUUAUUUAGUUCAUACUAUUUGUAUAUUUAUUUAAUAUGUAUGGUGUUUUUUGGGAACUUCCUGUUUUGUUUUUGUUUUUUUUGUUUUUUUUUCAGAAUGUAAAAUUUUCUCUACUACAGGUCUCUACACAAAAUGUGUCUUAGUUUUGAAUGUCUUUUUGAUUGUUUAGAAGAAGGGAAUCCAUUUUUUUAUUUCUCCAGUUUUACAUCACUUUAAAUGCUAUCUAAAACACCACAUUCUGUACGUAAAUAGACCAUACGAGUUUCUGGGGAACAGGUGCAUGGCUUUUUUAGGAAUUAUGAAUCACACCUUUGUUAAAUAUAUGAAGCCUUAUGCAUUUACAAGUUUUGACAAUAUUAACUACUUAAGUGGGUUCUAAUGUAGCAUUAACAGUACUGGGUCAUUUGCAAUUUGGUAAGAGUAUUCAGGGAGACUGCCCAUAGAGGUCUAGAGCACAUAUUGAAGUGAGAUGUAGUAACAUCUAAAAGAAGACUAAAAUACUAACUGCUCUAAACUAAUACAAGAAUCACAUUCAUUACAGUAAAUGUUUGGUGGCAUUCAAAAAACAAGGUUCAAAGGAUUAUUGAAGAUCUCAUAGACGUAGAGACAGUUACUUAUAACAACCUUUGAGAAUGUCGAUUGGAUAUCUCUUGCAGACCGAUAUAGACAAAUGUGGAAAAACAUUAGGAAAUUACCAUUCAUUAUGGUCAGCCUUACUAUAAUCAAAGACUGCAGACAAUGCGUGUCAUUCACAAUCCCAGGCUUCAGCAGCAACAACCCAACAGACUUUCCACAGAUAAUAUGAGCAAAAAUCAUACUGUCUUUCAUGAGGCCUCUCACCUCACCUUUGUGCGGAUCUAGAUUAUCUGCAGCUAUGUAUUUGUCCUGUAAUAUUCUGGUUCCUAAAACCAUUUGUAUGUUAGAACAAUUGUAUUUGUUAGCGCUUGAUGUGUGUGUUGCAAUAUUUCCUUAAUCAGCAAAUCUGUAAAAGGUCUCAAGUAAAGAACAAACAGUCAAAUGACCACAAUAAAUAAACUUUAA